UAUAACAUUACAGAGACUGAUGUAGCAAUUGGUGGUUUAUACCUACAAACAAUAUUAUUAGAUUGUUCAAAGUCAUCAGUGCUCACAUCUCAGUUAAAUUACGUAGCAACUGUAAUCUCAUCAUUGGAUAUAUCGUAUAAAUGUACAAAUCUAAAAGACGAGUAUAUAUUUACAUACACAACAUAUACACACUGGUACGUCUUCUAUAACCAUGGGGUGUUUAUAAUACAACACAUCUAUCCUACAGCAGUCACAUUCAUAGAGCACAAUAUGUACAGGCAACUAAUGACAAACAUUCACACCAUAAUGAGAUUGGACGUUAUUUUAGGUAUGUACAAUAACAAUGUCGAUAAAAUGGUCAUUGCUAUAGCUGAAGAAAACAUUUGGUUCAUGGAAGAUUUCACAGACGGUAACGUUACUAAACUGUCGUGGUCUAUAUUAAUAAACUCUCGAAAGAUAACCAACGGACUGUAUUACCCACAGGGUAAAUGUGUGAUAGUGUUUGUGAAACAAUAUGUGUACGUGUUAUCAGUACCAAAUUUGAAGAUUAUACAUCAGUCUGUGAUGUCUACACAAAUAGUUGGGACCGGGUUAUUCUAUAAUAAUCAAAGUAUUUUUAAUACCGUCAAUGGUAUAUUAUUUAAGUUAGACAUAUUGUCUGUAUUUAACCACACUGAUAUCAUUGAUGCAAUUGAUGAUGCUGUAUUCUACACUGUUGGACCCUUACACGAACAAUGGUUAAUGUGUAGUGACGACAAACACUUGACUGACCGUUAUAAGUUUUGGUCUGCUAGAAAUGUUAGAAACACUGAUGGUAUUUACAUGCGACAAAAACUAUCGGAUGUUGUAUUCGGAGUAGGGCUCCAAAUGGUUGAUGUAAAAAAAUGUGACUUUAUUGUGGAAACCAUAUUCAGUCAUAAAUAUGUAUAUCUGAUAUCGAGUGAUUACGUAUUUGUAUACGAUCCACUAGACCUAAGAUUGAAAUAUGAUCAAGCAUUCAGGUUAGAAGAUGAUGAUAUAUUACAGACAGCACUGUUAGUGUAUUAUGACUUUAACAAGCAAUAUAUCUCUGUCGUUAACGGUACAGGACUUUAUUAUUUAAAUAAUGACUUCAAAUAUGUUAAGACUGCUUUGUUGUGGGAUUAUAUAAAUAUUGAUGAACCGGUUGUUGCAGCUAUAUACUUCCCUCAAGGAGAUGAUAUAUUGUUGUUAACUGAUAAUGGUUACUGGACUAAUAUGAACAUUAAUGAUUUUGUUUUAACAACAGUCAGUCAAUCCCUGAUAUCGUAUUUACCCAAGACAAUAUUGGAUAAUCGUAGAUUACUAUACAUGUAUCAUGCUGAGCUACCUGCUAUAUGUGACAGUAGAGCCUGUGUCCUAUAUAAUACAUCUGUAGACCAGACUAUAUUUCUGAAUGAUUUACUCAACUGUGAACAUCUUCAAAGUCUUAAUAUUACCAAUGACACGACCCCUCCGCCCACCACAACGGCUACGGCCCCUCCGACCACCACUACCACUGUCCCUCCGACCACCACAAUGGCUACGGCCCCUCCGACCACCACUACCACUGCCCCUCCGACCACCACAAUGGCUACGGCUCCUCCGACCACCACUACCACUGCCCCUCCGACCACAAUGGCUACGGCCCCUCCGACCACCACUACCACUGCCACUCCGACCACAAUGGCUACGGCCCCUCCGACCACCACUACCACUGCCCCUCCGACCACUAAAAGGACUACUGCCCCUCCGACCACAAUGGCUACGGCCCCUCCGACCACCACUGCCCCUCCGACCACUAAAAGGACUACGGCCCCUCCGACCACCACAAUGGCUACGGCCCCUCCGACCACCACUACCACUGCCCCUCCGACCACAAUGGCUACGGCCCCUCCGACCACCACUACCACUGCCACUCCGACCACAAUGGCUACUGCCCCUCCGACCACUAAAAGGACUACUGCCCCUCCGACCACAAUGGCUACGGCCCCUCCGACCACCACUGCCCCUCCGACCACAAUGGCUACGGCCCCUCCGACCACCACUGCCCCUCCGACCACUAAAAGGACUACGGCCCCUCCGACCACCAAAAGGACUACGGCUCCUCCGACCACCAAAAGGGCUACGGCUCCUCCUACCACCACUACCACUGCCCCUCCGACCACCAAAAGGACUACGGCUCCUCCGACCACCAAAAGGGCUACGGCUCCUCCGACCACCACUACCACUGCCCCUCCGACCACCAAAAGGACUACGCCUCCUCCUACCACCACUACCACUGCCCCUCCGACCACCAAAAGGGCUACGGCUCCUCCGACCACCAAAAGGGCUACGGCUCCUCCGACCACCACUACCACUGCCCCUCCGACCACCAAAAGGAUUACGGCUCCUCCGACCACCACUACCACUGCCCCUCCGACCACCAAAAGGACUACGGCUCCUCCGACCACCACUACCACUGCCCCUCCGACCACCAAAAGGACUACGGCUCCUCCGACCACCACUACCACUGCCCCUCCGACCACUACUACCACUGCCCCUCCGAUCACCACUACCACUGUCCUUCCUCAGAUUGUUACAAGUCUGCUAACUAAUAUUCCAACUACUUUUGAAAUGAUGACACUAUUUGAUAAUAAUAUUAAUAUAAAUUUAAUUACUCAUAAUCCAAAAUUAUACAACACGCUAAAUCAUCAAUUCCAUAACCAUGACAGACAUGUCCAACGUUACCAUUCACACAAAAGUAAAUUCUACAACUUAACAGAAUUAACUCCAUACCAUAUAAGCUUUAUUAUUUUAAAAGCUGACUCUAUCAAUCUUAUUUCUGACAUUUUGGUACAUCUGAACUUAGAUUAUCACUUGAAGUACACUGAUGAGUUUGUCAAAUACAAAGCUGACACUGUAUUUCGGCUAACCAAGGCCUUGAGUAAACUACAUAACCUGAAGCCAGAAUCCAACAUAAACCCUAUUAGGUUUAUUGUUCAAGAGCUGACAUCUGAAUCUGCUGUAGACGUACGAGAUACACUCAAAAACUAUCGACAGGAAGUGAUGGAGGCAAUCACCAACCUUAUAGGAUUCACAACGAAGUCUGCUACCAUGUAUUUCCUUGAAAGUCCUAUUGGUAUAGCUAUUAUAUCUAUUGUAGUAAUAUGUAUUGUGCUCGGUAUAGCUUUAUUAUGUUAUUUUUAUUGUCCUUGUAAUAGGAUGGAAGAACAUAAUCGUUAUCGUAAGGGAUAUGUUCCAAUAAAUAUGUCUCUAUGACUUGUGAUGUUUAUUUCUUUAAUUGAUUACAAAUGUGUAGUU
Molecule: messenger RNA, 3300 nt
Organism: Osmerus eperlanus (European smelt)
Lineage: Eukaryota; Metazoa; Chordata; Actinopteri; Osmeriformes; Osmeridae
Exons: 1
Coding region: 271-3258 (995 amino acids)
Cellular component (GO): protein kinase 5 complex; cytoplasm
Molecular function (GO): cyclin-dependent protein serine/threonine kinase activator activity; protein kinase binding
Source: RefSeq, a predicted model, not a curated record